AUGGAGGGUGGCGCGUUCUCCAGGGGCAGGGAGGGGAGGCUGGCCCCCCUGGAAACAGAGGCAAAGCAUUCUUCAGGCCAGUCGGAGGGCCCCUGCUGCCUGGGAGAGGAGAGCAGCGAGCAGUUCCAGGGCCUGCAGCUGGAGCGCGAGGCAUGCCUGGCCUCCAACUACGCGUUGGCCAAGGAGAACCUGGCCCUGCGGCCCCGCCUGGAGAUGGGCAGGGCUGCCCUGGCUAUCAAGUACCAGGAGCUGCGCGAGGUGGCUGAGAGCUGUGCAGACAAGCUGCAGCGACUGGAGGACAGCAUGCAUCGCUGGAGCCCCCACUGCGCACUAGGCUGGCUGCAGGCAGAGCUGGAGGAAGCUGAGCAGGAAGCUGAGGAGCAGAUGGAGCAGCUGUUGCUGGGGGAGCAGAGCCUGGAGGCCUUCCUGCCCGCCUUCCAGCGGGGCCGCGCGCUGGCGCACCUGCGGAGGACCCAGGCCGAGAAGCUGCAAGAGCUGCUGAGGCGCAGGGAACGGGCCGCCCAGCCGGCCCCCACCGCCGCCCCCGACCCCCCCAAACCCUUCGCCCCUGCAGCUGUCCUGCCCACCGGGGCCUCCCGGGGGCCACCAGCAGUGCCCCGGAGCUUGCCUCCCUUGGACUCCCGCCCAGUGCUCCCGAUGAAGGGCUCCCCCGGGUGCCCCCUUGGCCCGGCCCCCCUGCUGAGCCCUCGGCCCUCGCAGCCAGAGCCCCCCCACCGGUAG
This is a messenger RNA of Elephantulus edwardii (Cape elephant shrew), 741 nucleotides long. It is a transcript of the gene VPS37D, whose product is annotated as vacuolar protein sorting 37 homolog D (S. cerevisiae). Gene Ontology annotation, biological process: protein targeting to vacuole; ubiquitin-dependent protein catabolic process via the multivesicular body sorting pathway; protein targeting to membrane. The record is from RefSeq and is a predicted model, not a curated record. Gene Ontology annotation, cellular component: ESCRT I complex. The transcript is spliced from 4 exons. Bases 1 to 741 code for a protein of 246 amino acids. Lineage: Eukaryota; Metazoa; Chordata; Mammalia; Macroscelidea; Macroscelididae.